CGUUCUGAGAGAAAGAAACAGAAAGCGCAUGCUCAGGGCUGGACUGUUUCCCAGUCAGUCAUAAGAGAGAGAGAGAGAGACAGAAAGAUAGACACACACACAUACACACACAUAGAGAGAGACAGACAGACAGACAGAGAGUGUGCAUGAGUCUGUGUACAAUGUCCGCCAUCGGUGGGGCCUGCAGUCUCAAAUCUAACACCCAAAGCAACUCCCCACUUUGCAUCACUUGCCCCUGAGGCCUGUCUAUCUCUCUCUGUGAGUGUGUGUGUGUGUGUGUGUGAGUGUGAGAGAGAGAGAGAGAGAGAGGAUGGCCGCUUCGUGUGCCGCUGUUCAGGUUAAACUGGAGCUAGGCCAUCGGGCCCAGGUUCGGAAAAAACCCACGAUUGAGGGUUUCACCCACGACUGGAUGGUCUUUGUCAGGGGUCCGGAGCACAGCAAUAUUCAGCACUUUGUGGAGAAAGUCGUCUUUCACUUGCACGACAGCUUCCCCAGACCUAAGCGGGUGUGCAAGGAUCCACCAUACAAAGUGGAGGAGUCAGGAUAUGCUGGUUUUAUAAUGCCGAUUGAAGUGUAUUUCAGAAACAAGGAAGAGCCCAAGAAGGUACGAUUUGAUUAUGACUUAUUCCUGCACCUUGAAGGACAUCCGCCUGUAAAUCACCUCCGAUGUGAAAAACUCACUUUCAACAACCCAACGGAGGAAUUCCGUCGAAAAUUGCUAAAAGCAGGAGGGGAUCCAAAUAAGAGCAGCGCCGCAAACAGCAGUAACACCUCCUCUAAGCCACACAAAUCUACGAAAGAGCACAAGGACAAACCAUCGAAAGACUCGAAAGAGCACAAAAGUGCCUUCAAAGAACCUUCCAGGGAACACAGUAAAACUUCCAAAGAGCUCUCAAAGAAACCCAAAGAAAACAAGCCACUAAAAGAUGAAAAAACUGUUCCUAAGACAGCAUUUAAGGAACCAAAACCGAUGUCAAAAGAACCAAAAUCAUUGGAAAACAAUCCAGUAAGUGGGACAGGAGGCAUACAACAAGAUCUUAAGGCUCUGACCAAGAGACUUCCCAACACAGACUCUGAUGAGCUUUCAGUUAAGAAAAGAAAGAAAAGCAGUUCGGAACUUUUGUUGAAAAGCUUCUCUAAUGCUUCUCCGCCUGAAAAGAAACAUGUGAAGGACAAAUCGCACGUGAAGACAGCAAAGAUGAAAAUGGAAAAUGAGGUGAUUGAGAAAAAGAAACCCAGUUUACCACCCUUUGAAGAAAUUGUAGAUGCAAAUGACUCUGCAUUAGAUGAAACGUCCUCUAAAUCAGAGGAGGGAAAUGAGUGCUGCUUUGUUGCAGGAAGCCUUCACGCUAAUUCUGGUCCACGAACUAUCCAUUUGCUGAUUAGUAACCACAGGUCUCAACAGCCAAGUCCCACUGGUUCCAGUUCCAGUUCAAAUUCCAGUUCAAGUUUUACUCCAUCUCAAAACAACCGACAAGGUCCACUGAGAUCUAUAAUGGAGGACCUCCAUUCUGAAGACAAUGAAUCCGAUGAAGAUGAGAACGGAAGCCUAUCUGAUGUAGAGAGAUCAUUAAAUACUCAUUGUGGAAGCAGAGGACUUCGAAUGAGUUUGAGUGAUGGGAGUGACAGUGAAAACAGUAGCACCUCUUCGCCACCCAGAAGUGAAGCACCGCCAAUCUUGAAAGCCAGCAACAGCAAUAACCAGGUGUUAGAAGUCAAAAGCCCAUUAAAGCAAAGCAAACCUGAGAAAACAAUAAAGAAUGGUGAAUAUGACAAGGCAUAUCUGGAUGAGUUGGUUGAGCUUCAUCGAAGGCUAAUGACGCUUCGCGAACGGCACAUACUACAACAGAUUGUUAACCUCAUAGAAGAAACGGGACAUUUUCACAUCACAAACACAACAUUUGACUUUGACCUUUGCUCUCUGGAUAAAACCACAGUUCGAAAACUACAGAGUUACCUGGAAACUUCAGGAACAUCAUGAGGUCACUGGUCCCCGGCUACGAGCUGGAGAUUUGACCUCUUUAGCGAUGCAACCGAUGACUAGCCCUAUAGAGCUACUUACUGCAGCUUUUUUCCAGCCAGUCAUGCUUCUCUUCCCCUGAACGUGUUGCUGGGGGAAAAUACCAAGAGAUUCAACAGAUCCUUACCAGCCUGAGGAAUGUUCUGGAAGCGCUGGACCAGUGAGGUUCAUCUUCUCCUUUACCUCUCAUCCCCUGGAUAUUUGCUCUUUAAGAAUCUCAGCGGUCGUAUGUAUCUUUGUGGUGUCUACGUCCACAUGGCGAAUGAUGCAUGUGCAACACUGCCUUAGUAUGUAACUGAUCUAUCUAUUUAUUGAAAAAAAUACAUUCAUGAUAAAUAUCUUGGACCUUUGGAACACUACCAGACAUUGAGCACUCUGGUCACAUUUGUGGUCAAGGCUUAUGAAUGCAGUAGGAAUCGGCCACCAGAUGUCGUCUGGUGAAUUCAUCUCCAGUUUUUUUUGGUUUCCUUUUGUAAACUAGCUGCAAUCAUAGGGACACUAUGUAACUACACAAUGUUCUAGCCUUAGUAAUUGAACUGUAGUGCUUUAAAAUCUAUUACUGUGCACUGUUCAGAGAAUCAUUACCAGCUUCGCUAUGUUUUAAUUAGUUGUCAACUGACACAAAUGUAUUGACACUGGGGGAAAUGUUGUCUGCACAAUCGUGUUAUUAAGCAGAGAUUUUUAAAAAUAUUUCUUCCAGAUUUGAUUCAAACUUUUUACAGGGAAUAAGGGAUUUUGUGGUGUAAUUCUGCUUGCCCUUUUAAAGUACUUGACUCCUUCCUUAUUUUUAAAAGAAAUAAAAAUGCAAUGUUAGUCAUUGGCAAGUGCAGUUGCAUUACAACUGUUAUGCUCAUAGUAGCCCUCCCUCAGAUUCUGAAGUUGUUCUUUCAUUUCCUAGCGUAAACCUACUUCUCACCCUCCUGUUGUUUAGCUCUACAAACUCUGUGAAUGGUAAAUAUAUCUGAAGACUCCAAGAACUAACUGAUGAAGGACAGUGAAAAACCAUUUUAAGCAAGCUUAUCGAUCACUUGUAUAAAGGUUUUGGCAUAUCGGAUGUAGUUAAAUUGAUUUCUUUUAUUAAGAAAAAACGAUGAAAUGGGUUUGUCAAAACUGUUCUGCUUCCAAUUUUCUGUAAGUUUGUUGUAGAAAAUUCUCCAUUUAGGAUUAAUUAUUUAUUUGAAACACUCCCUUCACUGCCAAAUCUGUCUUCACCAUUUUUACCUAUUUUGGUAAAUGGUGCGUGUUUAUCAGUCCAUCCUUUGGAUAGUGUAAUUAUAUUUCUUAAAAAUAGAUCUUUCUUUAGCAAGUAUGUUGCAGUAAAACCAAGUUUCAAUGUUGUCUUUUUGAAGAGACCUUAACUGUUACUUUCAGUCCAAAGAUGGGUUGAAGUGUAGUGCAUUUUUUUAAUUACUGAAAGUUCUGAAACUGCUUCCGGCAGCAUAAGGUGUACUUUGCGGUGAUAACGAGGUUCAGACAAGUCAUUGUGUCCAUUACUUGAAACGUUACUUUGCUAGUAUACUUUUGAUGUGCAAUUCAUUUCAGAAAAAUUGGACUGCUUUUUUUCAAGGGAAGAGGGAUUAAGAGAACUUACUUCAUUUCAUGUAUGUGAUGUUCAAUGUAUGUUUUCAAUUCCCAUUUCACUUUGAUUUUGAUGUGUCAGUGGUGAAACCCAAAACUCUUGGUUCAAGGAAAAAUGCUCCAGCAGUCUUCAGAAGUUUAACUUGGUACUUUGUGAGUUCUUUCUAAUUUAACGUAGUUGCUUGAUCCAUCUUGAUUGUUGUGGCUAAAUUUUGUGGUACAACUCACUUCCAAAAAUAUUGCAUUAAAUUUUAAAGAGAAUCUUUGCUGUGAUUCAUCUAGUCAUUCCUCAUUGCAAAUAUUUCAUUUGACAAAAAGAUCAAAUACAAAGCAGUGAAAAGCUGUUGGGUUUUUAAGCAGGAUUCAACACUCCAUGAAUUAAUAAAUAAACAUUAGGUUCAGAUUCUGUUACUGCAAAAAAAAGUGAAUAUAAUAUAUACAGUUUAAAUCAGCAGAUAUUUUAUUUUGUAAUUGAACCAAAAUAGAAAUAAAUUGGUACAAAAGUGUCUGUACCAUUCUAAAGUCAACCCUUUUGCCAAAAAGUAUGAACUUAUCAUGUUUGGCUUGAUCCCUUAAGAAUUUGCUGCAAUGUUGAGUUUGCCACAAUAUUUAAUUAGGUCGAGUAUAUUACACUCUUUAAAACAUUUUUUUGCAUUAGCUUUUCCAUCAACCUUUUGUAU
This is a messenger RNA of Stegostoma tigrinum, 4278 nucleotides long. It is a transcript of the gene mllt3, whose product is annotated as MLLT3 super elongation complex subunit. The record is from RefSeq and is a predicted model, not a curated record. The transcript has 12 exons. Bases 311 to 1981 code for a protein of 556 amino acids. Gene Ontology annotation, biological process: regulation of DNA-templated transcription. Gene Ontology annotation, cellular component: super elongation complex. NCBI's taxonomy places the organism in Eukaryota, Metazoa, Chordata, Chondrichthyes, Orectolobiformes, Stegostomatidae.